ACGCACUCCCGCAGGCCUUUCUGCAGCCCAGCGGCCACAGGGCCUCGGCGUCCGGACUCGCCCGCCCGAUUGGCGCUCCGUGAAACCGCGACGCGUGGUGGCUCGGCUAGCCCACGCUACCCCACCCCGCCGGCGCCGCCCAACAGUCGCCGAACCUUCUGGAAGCGACGCCGGGCAGCCAGAGCAGGUCGCCCCCGAGGCCUAGAGGGGCGGGGCGCGCAGGGCGGGACUUGCGCAGGAGAACGCGUCCGAUUCGCCGUCCGAGCGCACGCCCCGCCUCGCGACCGCCGUGACCCCGCCUUCUCCCUCCCCCUCCAUGGAGCCGCCCAGACUCAUUCAUUCCGCGCCGGGCCUGCCAGGCACCUGCCCUCUCCUUCAGCCGCCCGCCGCCAACGCCGCCGCCAGCAUGUCAGGCCCCGCCGCGGAUACCCCUUCCGCCAUCCAAAUCUGCCGGAUCAUGCGGCCGGAUGACGCCAACGUGGCCGGCAACGUGCACGGAGGGACCAUCCUGAAGAUGAUCGAGGAGGCGGGGGCCAUCAUCAGCACGCGGCACUGCAACAGUCAGAACGGGGAGCGCUGCGUGGCCGCCCUGGCCCGGGUGGAGCGCACCGACUUCCUGUCGCCCGUGUGCAUCGGCGAGGUGGCGCACGUCAGCGCGGAGAUCAGCUACACCUCCAAGCACUCGGUGGAGGUGCAGGUCAACGUGAUGUCCGAGAACAUCCUCACAGGCACCAAAAAGCUGACCAACAAGGCCACCCUGUGGUACGUGCCCUUGUCGCUGAAGAACGUGGACAAGGUCCUGGAGGUGCCGCCGUUCGUGUACGCCCGGCAGGAGCAGGAGGAGGAGGGCCGCAGGCGCUACGAGGCCCAGAAGCUGGAGCGCAUGGAGACCAAGUGGCGGAACGGGGACAUCGUCCAGCCAGUCCCGAACCCAGAGCCGAGCACGGUCAGCUACAGCCAGUCCAGCCUGAUCCACCUGGUGGGGCCCUCGGACUGCACGCUGCACGGCUUCGUUCACGGAGGCGUCACCAUGAAGCUCAUGGACGAGGUGGCCGGGAUCGUGGCUGCGCGCCACUGCAAGACCAACAUAGUCACGGCCUCCGUGGACGCCAUCAACUUCCACGACAAGAUCCGAAAAGGGUGCGUCAUCACCAUCUCCGGGCGCAUGACCUUCACGAGCAACAAGUCCAUGGAGAUCGAGGUCCUGGUGGACGCUGACCCCGUGGUGGGCGACUCGCAGAAGUGCUACCGGGCCGCCAGUGCCUUCUUCACCUACGUGUCCCUGAGCCCGGAGGGCAGGUCGCUGCCCGUGCCCCAGCUCGUGCCCGAGACGGAGGACGAGAAGAAGCGCUUCGAGGAGGGCAAAGGGCGGUACCUGCAGAUGAAGGCGAAGCGGCAGGGCCCGGCGGAGCCGCAGCCCUAGGUGCCGCCGCCGCCCGCGGCCGGGCCGAGCGGCCGGAGCGGCCCGCGCCUCACCGCUGAGGAGCCGCCACCCCGUCGGCCACAAACCCGACCCACGCUGAGAGCUGGUGUCGUGUGCGGUGUUGUCUCACAGUGUUAGUCCGCCCCCGGAAACCUCACACCAAAGCUUUAUUUAUGUCACUGCCCCCGACCCCCGGCGGCCGCGGUCCCUGGGCCCGGGGCUCGGGCCCGGGGCCACCGUGCGGUCCGCGAACACUCCAGUGUCGCUAAUAAAGCUGCUGUUUGGCUGGA
Molecule: messenger RNA, 1713 nt
Organism: Phyllostomus discolor (pale spear-nosed bat)
Lineage: Eukaryota; Metazoa; Chordata; Mammalia; Chiroptera; Phyllostomidae
Gene: ACOT7
Product: acyl-CoA thioesterase 7
Exons: 9
Coding region: 317-1423 (368 amino acids)
Biological process (GO): palmitic acid biosynthetic process; acyl-CoA metabolic process
Cellular component (GO): cytosol; nucleoplasm; extracellular exosome
Molecular function (GO): long-chain fatty acyl-CoA binding
Source: RefSeq, a predicted model, not a curated record